GGAUGAGCUGUGUACUUGUACUUUUGUAGCACAAUGGGACGGGGUCGUUUAUAGUUUAACAACACAUUCGCAUGAGCCAUUUCAGCCUGACAUACAUCAAUGUAAAAAGCGAAUGCCAUAUCUGUGAACUGAAUGUGUUUCAACAGUAACUGAGCAGUAAUGGCGACUGUGGAGACAGAGGUGGAUGUGGUGGUGGUUGGGGCUGGGAUAUCUGGUCUAACAACAGCUUAUCACAUCCUGAAGAGGUGCCCCACCAUGACAGUGGUAGUAUUAGAAGCUAAAGACAGGGUAGGAGGCCGCACAUUAACACAGGAGCUAAAAACUGCUGAUGGCACAGACCUCUGGGACCUUGGAGGCCAGUGGGUAGGCAGCUCCCAGACCCAUAUUGUAGACCUGGUGAAUGAAUUGGGGCUGGAGCUGUGCCGUCAGUAUACAGAGGGCAGGAAGUACAUGCAGCUGGGUGGCUAUAGGCUCCGAAGUUACUCCUCCAGUCUACCUUCAUUAUCUCCCCUUGCUCUUGUGGACCUUCACAGAUUUAUUACAAAGAUAGAGUCAAUGAGGAAAUGUGUAUCGAUGUCCAAUCCUUACAGAUGCUCACAGGCAGAGCUGUGGGACAGCAAGACACUGGAGACAUUUAUACAAGAAAACUUGUGGACCAAAGCUGCCAAAGAUGCCAUUGCAGCUGCUGUGAGGUGCAUUCUGGGAGUUGAAUGUUGUCAGAUUUCUCUGCUGUAUUACGUGACGUACUGCGCAGGAGCUGGGGGGAUUGAACGGCUCAUUGAGACAACAGAAGAGUCUGCUCAGGAUUUUUUAUCAAGGAUAAAUGAAGGAGGCUCACAGCAAAUAAGUAAGGAGUUGACAAAACUUAUCAAAGAGAAAAAUGUUCUCACAAAUCAGCCAGUUUUCAGUGUACAUCAGGAAGAGGAUGGUGUGAGGGUGAGGUGUGGUUCAGGACAGAGGUACAGGUGUCAGAGGCUAGUCAUUUCAACACCCCCUCAUCAGACAGUUCGUAUUAAUUUCCAACCACCAUUACCAAUAGAGAAAAAAGAAAUUUGCCAACGGAUGCCUGUGAGUCUGCUGAUAAAGGUGAUAAUUACAUACCCAGAGGCUUUCUGGAAAAAUAGAGGUGAUUGUGGAGAGCUGGUGACAAAUGGCGGACCAAUCAGAACCAAAGGUUGUUUGAAAGGCCCUGUAUGUAUUACAUACGAUUGUACGUCAGCCAACGGGAAUCCAGCUUUAGUGGUGUUUAUGGGAGGUUCGCCAGCAAUAGAGUGGAGCCGUGUGGAGGCAUUGGAUCGUCAGAAAGCUGUGUUGAACACUCUGCACCAGGUGUGGGGCCAGAUCGUCUAUGACUAUUUGGACUAUCAGGAGAAGGACUGGAGUAAGGAGCCCUACAGUGAGGGCAGUCCAGUCAGCUGUGUGGCGCCAGGGGGAAUGAAGUACUUCUCAAGUGGACUCCGACACCCGUUCCACAAACAGUUAGAAAGGACAGGUUCUCUAGAAAGAAAGUCAGACAGCGGGCGGUCAAAAACUGCCUGGAAGAAAAUCUUCAAAAAUGACUGUGUCUUCCAGCAAGACAGCGUGCCAUCCCAUGCCAGCCGUGCAACACAGCAGCAUCUUGAGGAAGUGACUCCUCAAUUCAUAACUAAGGAAGAGUGGCCACGGCAGAGCCCCGACUGCAAUCCCAUGGGCUACUCUGUGUGGAAUUCUCUGAGCGAGAAGGUUUAUGAGGGUCGAACGGAAAAAUUCACUGAGGAUGAACUAAAAGCCCGCAUCAAGGACUGCUGGAAAAAAUUACUCUUAAGGAGAAUGAGGGCUCAAUCAGUUCAUGGAAGAAACGUUUGCCCGCCGUCCACCGAGAAGAUUGAGGACCAACUGAUCACCUUUUCAAGUAAAACAAGGAUACAUUUUGCUGGUACAGAGUCUGCUACAGCUUUUUGUGGCUAUAUGAAUGGGGCGGUACAGUCAGGAAUUCGUGCAGCCACUGAGGUUCUACAUAACCUUCAACCAGACCUUGUAACAGAUGAUGAGCUGGAUGAGACAUUUUAUGGCACAAAAUCACACGAGCCUGAAAAUGCUGGUGAUAGCCCGUCCUUGAUUGGCCGUGCUGUCAAAUGGAGUGUUAGGGUUGGACUCGUUGUGUCAGGAGUGAUCAUUGGUCAUCGCUUAGUUUCAAAAACCUGAAGUAUUUGUAAACCGUUAUAGUAGAGGGAUUUGUCUGUAAUUAUUCAAAAUGAUGAAUAAGUAUGUUUAAUUUUUGUCACCAAAGUAUUUUUAGACGCAUUAAUGUUUAUCUCUAUGUGGGUGAAACGUUCCACAUUGUGUGUACAUGUGUAUAUAUUUCUUCACAUUUGUUUUUAAAUUUUAUUUAAUUCUUUGCACCUACUGAAGUCAAACAAGAACAAUUUUCAGAUCUUCUGUUGCCAGUGGUUGCCAUAUUCAUGUAUCUUCACAGGGGCCUCCGCGGCCGAGGUGGUUAGCGUGUCAGCACGGCGCAAUGACCCAUCAGCCUCUCAAAAAUGCCGUCGCUAUGAGUUCCAGUCCUGCUCCUCCAAAAUGCUGCCGACGGAUAAGUGAAAUAUUCUUGAGUGCGGCGUAAAACAGGAAUCAAAUCAAUAAAUAUUUCUUUACCAUUUUUAUGAUUUUAUAAUUAUUAAGUAAAUUUUCUGUUCCUAAAUUUAAACUUUACAAAUGCCCAAUCUGUCUGAGAGAAUUUUAUCACUUUAGAUAAUAAUUUAUGUGAAAAAAUGUAAAGAGUACUUAAUAACUAUGUUCCCUUCAGUAUUGACAGUGAAAUAUGGGGAGACCAUUAAAUGUAAGGAAGGUCUUUGACGGCAUACAUUAAUAUUGGCAGGCUAUAGUUUUCAGUGUGUCAUAUCUGUUUUGAUAUCAGGUGGCCCAUUGAUCAUACCCCCAUGUACUGUCACCUCUAGCGGAAGUCUCCUACGCACACAUGACAUGUAUGUGUUGUUAAUUUAUGUCUAAAUAGCUUUAAGCUUCAAAGCAACAGCGUCUCAUAGCAUAUUGAUGACAUUAUUUUUAUCAACACUUUGAGAAGUAUAAAUAGUUUUAUCAGCAGUGAUUGGAACCAUCUUGUGUGCCUUUGAUGAAAGUACAAAUAAAUCUAUUUUCAAAUAAUUACCUUGGAUGUUAAAAUGAUUUCGACGGCCUAUUGGAUAAGACAGUGUGUUCUGCCACAUGUGUGAAGAGUAAAGUAUGACAAAUGGUCUCCUCUCUUUGUGAGUAAAAUAAAGAGUAAUGAUAAUUUCAUCAUUGGUUGAAUAUACAUAUGACAUCUACACGUUCUAACAGGAAUGACUGCUAAGGAAUGAGAUUGUUCAUUGCUUGAAUAAUCACCGUGUUGUGGCUUUGCAUACGCCGAGAAUUUCCAAAACAGCUGAUACUGUGAAAUUAGUUUCAGUGAAUUGGAAAUGCUGAGUUGAGGUUUUCAUGCCGUUAUAGCAGUUUAUAUCAGAAGAUAGUGCGAAAGAGGGGUGAUUUUCUCCAGGCCCUGCCCGGUUUUAUUUAGGAUUAUCUUAAUUCCAGGUUUUAUCCUUUACUCAUGGUAUGGUUCCCACCACUUAUACACCUGAUGCCAUUAUGUAACUGAACUAUCCGGCUGGCAGCCUUAAAUCUUACUGAAAUAAAUAAAUGAGUUAUCUUUGCCCGUGCCCAUGGUCUUUUUGAAGGUGAUAGUGAGAUGAACUUAAAUCCUGUAAUUGCAUGCCAACUCAUCGAAAUUGUGAGCUUCGUUUGAUGUCAUAUAGUUCAUAUACGACAAAGGAAAAUACCCCGAGAGAAUACAUAGGUUACCUGACUGAAUAAAUAAUCUGAUAAACGUCAAACGUUUUCUACAAGGUAACUUUUUAUGUUUCAUGAGACUAACACUUUUCUUUUUACUGACAUUUGAGGGGAAUAAUUAAUAAGUUACUAGCAUGCAAAGCGAUCUCCAUGGCUAUGUACCG
Liolophura sinensis is the source of this 3965-nucleotide messenger RNA. Its product is annotated as amine oxidase [flavin-containing] B-like. The transcript is spliced from 16 exons. Gene Ontology annotation, molecular function: oxidoreductase activity; nucleic acid binding. Bases 160 to 2184 code for a protein of 674 amino acids. NCBI's taxonomy places the organism in Eukaryota, Metazoa, Mollusca, Polyplacophora, Chitonida, Chitonidae. The record is from RefSeq and is a predicted model, not a curated record.